AUGAGAUCAUUUACAAGCUGUCAAGCUGUGGACAUGGACCGCUUGUUUGGGUUUUCUCUUUUGCUCGCCUACCUGUCAGUAAUAGAAAGCACGGGAAAAAAGGAUAGCUGUUUAUCACAACCAGGCGAAGUACUUUGGAAGAAAAUAGGAGACGCUGCUGAUCUCUCUUGUAACGUCAGUUCAGACUGUUCAGGCCUGCGUUACCAGUGGUUUGUUUUCAAAGAAGAAGGCCAUCUUCGCCUGGACGUGGAGAGCAAUCAUCCCAAGUACAGCUUGAAUGGAGCAUCUUUACACAUCAAUUCACUUAUCAUUAAUGACAGUGGGAUCUAUCACUGUGCUGCAGUGUCAAAAGGAAAAACAGCACCUGGCGCACAGCAUAUAGGGACGGGUACACUUCUUGAAGUAAAGGAGGUCUUAAAAACCACGUUGAGAAACAUUCUCCUGUGGAUAUCAUUUGCCCUGUUGUCUGUCUACAGCUUGGCAAUAGUGACCCUUAUCAUUCUAAAGAAGUAUGGCUGUACUAUAUGCUCGGGCAAAAGGAUGCACACACCUGACAAGAAUAACUCAAUUAGAAAAAAACAAUUCCACCAUGUGCUUCAAGAAAUGUACAGCAAAAGGAACGAAGAGAGAACCAAACAAACUGUUAGCAGAAACAGCCCUCGUGUUGAGGCUGCAUGUGCUGACUUCACAAGCUCAACUGAUGACAUCUAUCAAAAUACAGUUUAAAAAAUCUUCAUCCUGAACGAGAGGAAACUCCAGAGUCAUGAAACACCCGACUGAGGACAAUGGAAUCUUUACUUUUGUGACUAAGGACUCAAUGAAGGCUGGAAUUGAGUUGUGUGCUUGCUCACCUUUUCUCAUGAAGUUUCACAUAUAAACUACAACAAAAGGUU
Messenger RNA from Scomber scombrus (Atlantic mackerel), 893 nucleotides. RefSeq lists its product as uncharacterized. Lineage: Eukaryota; Metazoa; Chordata; Actinopteri; Scombriformes; Scombridae. Bases 1 to 726 code for a protein of 241 amino acids. The record is from RefSeq and is a predicted model, not a curated record. The transcript has 6 exons.